Messenger RNA from Suillus paluster, 903 nucleotides. Its product is annotated as UbiA prenyltransferase family. Gene Ontology annotation, cellular component: mitochondrial inner membrane. The transcript has 8 exons. Gene Ontology annotation, biological process: ubiquinone biosynthetic process. The record is from RefSeq and is a predicted model, not a curated record. Gene Ontology annotation, molecular function: 4-hydroxybenzoate polyprenyltransferase activity. Lineage: Eukaryota; Fungi; Basidiomycota; Agaricomycetes; Boletales; Suillaceae. The coding region runs from base 1 to 903 and encodes 300 amino acids.
AUGCCCUCUGAGGCAAGAUCAUUGUUCGAGCUCACCAGGCUCCACUGGUUUCCAGUGGGGAGUGACUUGAUUUUUUGGCCCUUCGGUUGGGGCUUCCUGUUAGCAGCCUAUCAUGUGGCGUUGCCCAUGAACGAAGUUGUGAAAGAUUUCCUGUUCUAUGCAUUGCUGGGCACACUGGUGCACAGCGCAGGAUGUGUCAUAAAUGACAUGCUUGACCGCGACUUCGAUCGCAAAGUUGAACGUUCAAAGGGUCGACCGAUCGCAUCAGGAGUUGUCUCUAGGUCGGAGGCUUCAGUUCUUUUGGCUGUUCUCGUUGCUGCUAUCUAUUAUAUGUUUUCACGUACCGGCACUCCAGCUUUCAUACUUGGUAUCAUUGGGCUCCCUGCGUGUGGUGGUACGUAUCCGCUGAUGAAGCGCUGGAUGCACUGGCCUUCUUUGUUCCUUGGCUUUGCUGCGAGCUGGGCCGUCCCAUUCACUUGGGUUGCGACGACGGGUCAGUUCAAUUGGGAUAUGAUCCUACCAAUCGCAAUUGCGUCGUGCUGCUGGACAUGUCUUUACGACACCAUUUACGCAUGUCAAGACAGGAAGGACGACGAGAUGGCCGGAGUCAAGUCUAUGGCGGUCAGUCUGGGUGAAGGCAUUCGUCCUGCGUUGAGUCUGUUUGACUUGACCUUCUUUGUGUGCCUUUCGUGGGCUGGGUACUUGAACGGCCAACACCUCUCGUUCUAUGUGAUGAGUGUCAUUGCACCGUUCCUCCUCUGUCUCUGGCACAUAUGGUCCUUCGACCAUAAUGAUCCCCAAGACUGCUGGAAGAUAUUCAUGGCAAGUCGCCAUGGCGCGGCGAUGGUCUGCGCUGGAUUGUUCGUAGACCACUGCUUCAAUCUCGCGUCCCUUGCCACUUGA